Molecule: messenger RNA, 552 nt
Organism: Candidula unifasciata
Lineage: Eukaryota; Metazoa; Mollusca; Gastropoda; Stylommatophora; Geomitridae
Source: the annotation of a GenBank genome assembly
AUGAUGUUUAAAUGGAAUGGGCUUUUAGCUGCAUUGUUGCUAUGUGUUAUUACUGUCGUGACUUCUGAGGAUGCUUCUAAAGGGUGUGGUUUUUCCUACUGCGCCACUAACGGACAAUACAAACAUCUGAGGAACGUGGAGAAGUAUUUGCUUUUCCUAAAUACUUCGCGAAAAGUGAAAGUGAACAAGAAAGGAUGUGACGGUUUUACGAAAAAUCUGCAGAAGUGCAACGGAGAAAAGAAGGACUGUCCCACAGCACUACAGUUGAAAUGGAAACAUAGGUUUCUAGAUGACUUUUUCGUUGACUAUUUCACGAAAUUUGGCGAACAUGCCUGCAAAAAUAUGAAAUCUGCUACCCAGCUGAACAAGUGCAUGAAGCCCGAGUUUCCUGCAGCUGCCGCGGCAUGUAUUCAGGAGAAAGUGAAAUUUGAUACCAAGUGCUUGCUUGAUGCCUAUACUGCUAACAAAAAAUGUUCAAAAGCUGUUGAUAUAUUUGUAGCUGAUCUUAUUGAGAACUACAUCGCCAAAUACCCGUACACCACUGCAGACUAA